Messenger RNA from Teleopsis dalmanni, 1469 nucleotides. Its product is annotated as chitinase-like protein Idgf5. NCBI's taxonomy places the organism in Eukaryota, Metazoa, Arthropoda, Insecta, Diptera, Diopsidae. The transcript is spliced from 3 exons. Gene Ontology annotation, biological process: chitin catabolic process; carbohydrate metabolic process. Gene Ontology annotation, molecular function: chitin binding. Gene Ontology annotation, cellular component: extracellular region. Bases 136 to 1446 code for a protein of 436 amino acids. The record is from RefSeq and is a predicted model, not a curated record.
CAUCGUUUGAACUCGGUUUAUUGCUUCUACGCUCCGGACGAAAAGUUAAGCCAUUUUAUUAAAGUAUCUAUUAGUGAAUAGAAUCGCAGCAAAUUACAUCAUACACGGAUUCUAAACAAUUAUUAAUAAACAAAAAUGAAGAUAUUUUCUUUACUGUUAAUAGCAUUUAUCACAUGGCUGGAUUGCAGUCAGGCCCACAUUGCUAAUAUGGUUUGCUUCUAUGACGCAACAAAUACACAGAAAGAUUCUAUGGCACUAUCAGAUCUUGAACCAGCUUUACACUAUUGUAAUUAUCUUGUUUAUGGCUAUGCUAAAAUAGAACCAGCUAAUCUUUUACAAGAACCAUCGAAAGUGCUUGUGGAUGCGAGUACAGGGCGUGAUCAUUAUCGCACAAUAACAAAUCUAAAAAGUAAAUAUCCGAAUAUACGUAUACUGCUAUCUGUUGGAGGUGAUAAAGAUAUCGAUUUGAACUACUUGGAAACCAAUAAGUAUCUACAGAUAUUAGAAGACGGAAACAACCGUCAAGCAUUUGUGGACAGCGCUGUACAGUUACUAAGAACAUAUGGGUUUGAUGGUUUAGAUUUAUCAUGGCAAUUUCCUAAGAAUCAUCCUAGAAAAGUUGUAAGUGGUUUCAAGAAAGUUUGGUCUACAGUCAAAGGCUGGUUUACUAGUACAAAAAAGGUUGACGAGAAGGCAGAAGAACACAAGACACAAUUUACGCAAUUGACACAUGCAUUACGAAGUGCCUUUAAUUUACAUGGUUACCUGCUGACGUUGACUAUGUUGCCAAAUGUGGACCCAGAACUUUUUAUAGAUAUUCCCAGCGUAAUAGAGUAUGUAAAUUUCGUGAAUUUGUGCACUUUUGAUUUCCAAACACCUGAACGUGAUCCUAAAAUAGCUGAUUAUUCUGCACCACUCUAUGAAAUGUACGAACGCGAUCCAACUCACAAUAUAGAAUAUAACGUACAAUUUUGGCUUAAUCGAACAACACAAGCCCAUAAAAUUAAUGUAGGUAUAAGCACAUUUGGACGUGCUUGGAUGAUGUCUAAAGAUUCUGGUAUAACUGGUUACCCACCCAUUGAUGACACUAGCGGCGCAGCACCUUUGAAAAAUUCUACUGCAAAUCUGGGUUUACUAAGUUGGCCACAAAUAUGUACAUUAAUUCAUGCUGAUAAAGAUUUAACUGGUGAAAAGGCACCAUUGAAAAAAGUGGGUGAUCCAACCAAACGUUUUGGUACGUAUGCCUAUCGCUCAGCAGAUGAUAAUGGUAACUACGGUAUAUGGGUGAGUUAUGAGGAACCUGCAACUGCAGCUAUUAAAGCAGGUUAUGUGCAUGCUCGCGAAUUAGGUGGUGUAGCACUAUUCGAUUUAACCAGAGAUGAUUAUAGAGGCGAAUGCGCUGGUGAAAGAUAUCCUAUUUUAAGAAGUAUCAAAUAUAAAUUGUAAGAGUUAUGAUUAAAAAAAUAAAU